This is a messenger RNA of Clupea harengus (Atlantic herring), 1803 nucleotides long. RefSeq names its product phosphoprotein membrane anchor with glycosphingolipid microdomains 1. The transcript has 8 exons. The coding region runs from base 389 to 1765 and encodes 458 amino acids. Lineage: Eukaryota; Metazoa; Chordata; Actinopteri; Clupeiformes; Clupeidae. The record is from RefSeq and is a predicted model, not a curated record. Gene Ontology annotation, biological process: negative regulation of T cell activation; intracellular signal transduction. Gene Ontology annotation, cellular component: membrane raft; plasma membrane.
GCAGCGAUCUGUCACUCCACCCCACUAUCGUACCGGGGAGGAGGAGUGGGGUGGGUUCGGCUGGUCGUGAAGCAGCACUAGACCGCUAGACUGUGUGUGUGUGUGUGGAUGAUGUGUGCUUGCUUCGCUGCCUCUCGACCGUUUACUAUUACCGUUUGCGUUUAUAAGUAAGCGAGCAUAUACGGAAUCCAAUCAAGUUAUUGCCAAUUUCUCAAUACAUGGAGGUCUGGCUGUGUUCUAUUGGUGGACAAGACUGAACGCAUCAGAUGAGAAGAAAUUCAGUCGCAUAGUGUGCCGUCGCUCUCCUAUGGAUGGUCGCCUGUGGCACACACACUGAAGCCAGAGCAGAUACAAGGCCCAUGCGUGCGGCUCCCUCUUGUGAUGUGUGAUGGCUCCUGCACUGAGUGUGGUGUUGGGGGCGGAGCUUGCGGGGUCAGGGGUCAUCGUUCUGGCCAAUGGGCAUCUGGCUCUGGUGGGGAUCCUGACGGCCCUCUCCGCCUUCCUGCUGCUUUCUCUGCUUCUGAUGCUGUGUGCUAGCUGCCAGGGGCAGAAGAAGGGGAGUGGCCACCCCGGGGAUCAUGAGACCCUGAUGAAUGGGGUGUCUGAGAAGGACGUGUGCAGCCAGUCAGUGGAGAGUCACGGGACCGACCUGGCAGCCAGCAGCUCACAUAACGGACCACUCACCAGUGGGACAGUUCUGACCGACACCAUGGACACCAGCCCCCACCCCUCUGAGGAGAUGCUGUCCAGCCAAUCAGAGCUCAGAUCCUCCAAGUGCCCACAGGACCGCGAAUUACCCAGCAUCCCCGCUGCCCCCGGCGGCGGCCCCGCCCUGAACGGCUCCGUGACCUCCGACCCCCAGGCCAGCUCCGGCGACGGCACGUACGAGAUGGUGCGCGACGGAGGAGGGGGGGCGUCCCGUGACGUGAGCGCCGAGGACUCGCUGUACGAGACGGUGAAGGAGAUGAAGGGAGACGCGGGCCUCGCCAACGGAACCCUCGGCCCCCCCCAUGAGGAGCCCCUCCCACACGCCCCUGGGGCCCCCGGGGGCCCGUCCCCGCCCCCCCCCCUCAUGAUGAACGGGCACCUCACGCCCACGUCCAGCCCGCCCACGCCCGACCGGGGCCCCCUGGUGGCCGGGGUGGAGUACGCCUCCGUCGACCUCAACAAGAAGAGCCGCUUCAGCGCCGACCUGGAGGCGCGCCGCCGGUCGCCCCCGGCAACGACCCCUGACCCCGGCCGGGAGGAGGAGGAGGAGGAGAAGCCGCCGCCCGUUCCAGACAAGGUGCUGGAUGAGAACGAGAACCAGCGCACACUCAGCGACGUGAUGCUCCAGAACGGACAGGUGCACUCUCCUGGGUCUCCGGGGUCAGAGGGGAGGAGUCAUGGGCCUUCAGACAGCGAGCUCUACUCCACGGUGGUGAAGCCCCUGCAGGCGGAGGAGGAAGAGGAGGAGGAGGAAGAGGAGGACAAGGAGGGCGACUACAGCUGCAUCGGCGACCUCCGCGGCCUGGCCUCCGAGUCCGAGUCCGAGUCCGGCUUCGUCUUCAACGACCUCUACGCCACGGUGAAGGACCUCUACCCCCUGGUCCCUGGCGACCCCAUCCCUGGCGACCCCGCCGACCCCUCCGACGGCGGAUACGAAACCAUCAGGAUUCCGAGGGGCGGUGACAACGACGGCCAAUCAGAAGCCAGCGUACCAGUAGAGCCGGACUAUGAGAGCGUCGGUGAACUGGGACUGAGCAGGGAGACGUCACGCCUCUGAAGAACACACACACACACACAGGGAGACGUCACGCCUCU